AUGGGGCUCAGAAGGGCUGACAUACGGUUGAACCAUCCGUUCAUUCAGAAUCUUAUUGCUGGAAUGAUGCUCUUUUGCCUUCCUGGCAUAUACUUGGCUUUAACUGGACUCGGCGCUGGGGGUGGCAAACCAAGUUCACAAACAGUCGCGGCCAAUGUCAAUGCCAUCCUGUACGGAAUAUUUUUCGUAACCGGAUGGUUUGGCGGGACCAUUAUGAACCUGAUUGGACCAAACUAUACAAUGCUAUUGGGAUCUGUCGGAUAUAGCCUUUACACCGGGGGACUCUGGUAUUUUGACCGAAGCGGCAAUUCAUGGUUUGCAUAUCUAGGCGGCGGUGUCGAAGGGGUAUCUGCCGCUCUGCUGUGGGCUUCAGCAGGUGCUAUUGCGUAUUCUUAUGCCGAGGAAAAGGAUAAGGCUUUGUAUAUGACCAUCCAGUGGAUUUGUUGUGAGGGCGGCUCGACCAUUGCCGCGUUGGUAGCGCUAGGUAUCAACAUGAACAACAGUGGUGGUAAAGAUGCCGGGGCACCUACACCAGUCUAUGUUGUUUUCGUAGUCAUUCAAGUCCUCGCUAUGGUCAUGUCUCUGUUCCUCCUAGUGAGGCCAGCGAAGAUCGUCCGUAGCGACGGCACCAACAUUGCCGUUUUCCAGACUCCGACAUUGAAAAAGGAAUUGAUUGGUGUGCUGGAGAUGAUCAAAGAUUACCGGUUUAUGAUGCUCCUGCCUGCUAUUUUUGUGGCCGAAAUGGCUCUAGCACUCCAAAGUUCACUCAAUGGAUACUUUUUCAACCUACGAACACGCUCCCUGAACAACGUCGCGUUCAACUUCAUCCAAAUCCCGGCUAGUAUAGGCAUGACUUUUAUCCUCGACAAUCCGCGUUUCGGCCUGCGGAAAACCAGGGCCCUGAUUGGAAUCUCAGUCAUGAGCGCGAUCACUCUCGGGAUUUGUUCAGCUGAGGCUGCAUGGCUCACGCAACACCAUAUCGACCGUAACAAAGCAGGCCCGUCCACGGACUGGACCGACUCUGCAUUUGCAGGCGCAUUUGUGAUUUAUGUGAUAUACGGUUCUGUGUAUAGCAUUUACCAAAUAGCAACGCAGUAUGUAAUCUGUUCAUUGACGAAUCAGCCCGAAAGACUUGCGAGAUAUGCAGGAGUAUUCAGAGGCGUGACGGCUCUCGGCAUGAUGUUCUCAUUCAUCAUUGACGGCAAUGGCGGGACAUAUAUCACUCAGCUCUCAUUCCAAUUUGCCUGCUAUUUCGUUGGAAUCGUGUUCCUAUAUAUAGUAGCAAUAUUCUAUGUUACAAACACGAAUUAUUUCCAGGAGGAAAAUGUCAUUGUACCACAUCGCGUCGAACAAGAUGCCAAACUCGAAGGCAUGGCCGCUGAUGCAGACGCGGAAAGGGGUCAUCCCAAGGAAGAUGCAGUGGCAACAGUGUCUUUGCAGAAGGCUACAGAAAGUGAAUGA
Talaromyces proteolyticus is the source of this 1461-nucleotide messenger RNA. Its product is annotated as major facilitator superfamily domain-containing protein. The record is from RefSeq and is a predicted model, not a curated record. NCBI's taxonomy places the organism in Eukaryota, Fungi, Ascomycota, Eurotiomycetes, Eurotiales, Trichocomaceae. Bases 1 to 1461 code for a protein of 486 amino acids. The transcript is spliced from 5 exons.